Rhagoletis zephyria (snowberry fruit fly) is the source of this 642-nucleotide messenger RNA. RefSeq lists its product as uncharacterized. The record is from RefSeq and is a predicted model, not a curated record. Lineage: Eukaryota; Metazoa; Arthropoda; Insecta; Diptera; Tephritidae.
AUGGCAAGUAAUAAAAAGUUGGAACUACACUGCUCUCCUGGUACAUUCCGUAGAGUUGAAAGUGCUCCAGACUACCGCGUACAAAUAGCUUCUCUGCAUGCAGGCGAUGAAGCCUAUGAAGAAAUUAUUUUCACGCAGGGAGUUGCUAGCAUGGCAUCUGCUGCAAUCGAUGAAUCGCCAAUAGUACCGAAAGAAGAGGAUAUGGUCUUUGUUCCCAUUCAAAAUUCCGGUGGAAGCAGUCAAGAAAAGAAAUUUUCAUGGCUCGAUGCCCCUACGAAACUUUUGCUUGCGCUGGUGAAGGAGUUGCGACCUAAGGUUGGGAAGAGUGCUAACCUAAGAAAUAAAAAACAAAUGUGGAACACCAUCAGCAACGAGCUCUGCGCUAAAGGGCAUUUUUAUAAUGCUGCGCAGGUGGAGGGGAAGUUUUUCACUCUGGAGCGCCGCUACAAAAAUGUUCAGCUCAACAACUCCCAAACAGGCAGAGGAAGACAAACUUGUCCUUAUCAAGCUGAACUGGAUGAAAUUUUUAAAGAAAGAGCAUCAGUACAUCCGGAAUGCGUUAUCGAUAAUGAGGUUGAGGUGUCGGCUGAAGCGGAUGAAGUUUCUGAGGCCUCGCCAGCCUCUCCAGGUAUUAACGUAUAG